ACGAUAAUGUACGCGGGUAUGCAGGAGAUGUUUUUCACUGGCGAAUGUGACUCAGGUAUACGGUACAACAUAUCGGCUCAGUAACGGUGCAAAACGAACAGAGGUGUUUUUGUCUCCCUUCGACAGCGUAUUUUUGCGUUUUCCUCAUCUUUGAUUACACCUGUUCGCUGAGUGGAUUUGGAAGUUGUGGAAACAUGCAGCAGGGUCAAGCUCAACCGCCGGGCCAGCCGUGGCCAGGGGCGUACGGCCAGCCGCAGCAGGGCUACCCACCUGCGGGCGCUGGGGCGGGCUACCCACCGCCUACUGCCGGGGGUGGCUACCCACCAGCCGCCGGCUACCCUGCCGGACAAGUCCAGCAACAAAUGCCGGUAAAUCCUGAGAUGGUGCAAAUGCAGCCAGCGUACGGCCAGCAGCCCGGCCAGCCGGGCCAGCCGGCACCUGCCCAGUGGAUGCCCGCCCCUCAACCCGUCAGCAACUGUCCUCCCGGUCUGGAGUAUCUCUCGCAGAUCGACCAACUACUGGUCCAUCAACAAGUGGAGCUGUUUGAAGUUCUCACCAACUGGGAAACUGCAAACCGGUACCAAGUGAAGAACAGCUUGGGACAGCAGGUGUACUUUGCCCACGAAGAAUCGGAUGCGUUCCAGCGGCAGUGCUGCGGACCAAAGCGUGGUUUCACCAUGCACGUUACGGACAACCAAAACACGGAGGUGAUACGUGUGAAUCGUGAGUUCAAGUACUUUGGAGGUUGCUGCUGGUUCGCAAGCGCGGAACCCUGCUCCAUGGAAGUCUCCAUAGAAGCUCCUGUGGGUCAUGUGGUCGGCUACGUCAAACAAUCAGCGAGCUUCAUGGCGCCAGAGUUCAACGUCCUGAACGAGAAAGAGGAGCAUGUCCUUUCCAUCAAGGGUCCCAUAUGCAUAUGUCAGGGCGCCCUCUGUACGGGAGACCAGGAGUUCGUGAUAAUGAACAGUGAUGAAACUCAGGAAGUUGGAAAGAUUAGCAAGCAGUGGUCUGGACUGGUCAAGGAAUACUUCACAAAGGCAGACAAUUUCGGCAUCUCGUUUCCCAUGGAUUUUGACGUCAAAAUGAAAGCAACCAUGCUGGGAGCUGUCUUCCUAAUCGAUUUCAUGUUUUUCGAGGAGCAACAGCAACAGGACGAUCACCACCAUCACCACCACUAGAGGGCGCCAUAGAGCCGGAUAUGAGAGAAAUCUCGAUGAAGUAGUCCAGGUCAAAGGUUAUUCGGGAUAAAAUCGCUGAAGUGAUGAUACGCGAUGUUACGCAGACGUUUCCGCGCGCCUUCGAUUAUCCCGAAUGACCCGUGACCCUAUAUCAUUGUGCACAUGCGCAAUUGGCUUAUUGAUCAGCUGAUCUGAAGAGAGGAUCAACACAUCUUUUUUUUUUUUUUUUUUUUUUAAAUAUUUUUUUAGCUGAAUCUUAAAAGGGUGUAUUGAUCAAAACGAUGAGAGGUUAGAUAAAGUUGAUCUCGCAGGUGUAUAUAGAAAAACGCUUUCGUUCGCGUGCAUGAAUUUAAGAGCGCAAAUAUUAGUGUUUCUGAAUCAAGAAAAUCAUUGUGAAUUGAGAUAUUAGCCCACAAAUAUAUUAUAUUCCACACUGUAAAUAAUGCGUAUAGGCUGCUACCCUACUCCAUCGUGUUAUGUUGAAGUUUACGGAUGUUGUGUCUGUAGACUGCAAUUGAUUUAACCUGACUGAUUUUCGAACGGGUUUUCUUGUUUAACCCUAAAAGGGCCGGGGCGGAAUCCGCCCCCCCCCCCCGACUUUUUCCGCG
Molecule: messenger RNA, 1786 nt
Organism: Patiria miniata (bat star)
Lineage: Eukaryota; Metazoa; Echinodermata; Asteroidea; Valvatida; Asterinidae
Product: phospholipid scramblase 2-like
Exons: 9
Coding region: 195-1178 (327 amino acids)
Biological process (GO): plasma membrane phospholipid scrambling
Cellular component (GO): plasma membrane
Molecular function (GO): phospholipid scramblase activity
Source: RefSeq, a predicted model, not a curated record